AUGACAUUCAGGAAGUACCUAAACACAAAAGCAAAGCCCAUUCUCGACUCCACGUUAAACUUUUUGCACAAAAACAAAGAGGCUCGCUUCAUUUACGCCGAGGUUUCCUUCCUCGACGGUUGGUGGUCUGAGAUGACAGCUUGGCAGAAAACUACUUUCAAAAGGCUGCUGCAAGAGGGCCAAUGGGAGAUUGCAACCGGUGGCUGGGUGAUGAACGACGAGGCGUCCACGCACUACGCAGCUACGGCGGCUCAACUCGCUGAGGGUCAGCACUGGCUCAUGGACAACCUAGGUUACUUUCCUAAUGUCAGCUGGGCGAUUGACCCUUUCGGUCACGGUACCACAGACGCCUAUCUCAAGCGCAAGGCCGGCCUAGAACACAUUUUGAUUCAUCGUACACACUACGAGAUCAAGGGCCACUUUGGAAAACAACGGACCCUGGAAUUUCGUUGGCGCCAACCUUGGGACUCCUCAGGCUCAACGGACGUCUUUUGCCACAUGUUACCGUAUGCGGGGUACGGUGUGCAAGAGACCUGUGGACCCAGUCCUGGAGUGUGUUGGCAGUUUGAUUUCUCCAGGCAGUCUAGGUUUCAGUUUCCAUGGAGUCCGCCACGCGACGAAAUCGACAGUGACAACGUUGAAACACGGUUCGUGUACAAUAAAUUCUUACAGCAUAUCUAUCCGAAGGUCCUGUGA
Messenger RNA from Dibothriocephalus latus, 696 nucleotides. NCBI's taxonomy places the organism in Eukaryota, Metazoa, Platyhelminthes, Cestoda, Diphyllobothriidea, Diphyllobothriidae. The record is from the annotation of a GenBank genome assembly.